CUCCUCAUGUUUUAUUAAUGAGGAGGCAGUGGCCACGGAAAAACUGGCUGCUUCUGGUUUCCAAGCAUAAAUACAAAGCGGACCCGGGCUGAGGGGAAACUGCACAAAGGAAAGCGGAGCCCUCAGAGGUUUUAAAGCUGAAGACCAAGAGAGUCAGGCCCAACGAAGAAGAGUUUGGACGGCAUGCAAAGUUGUGAAAUUUCCUCAGACAGCACUGAUGAUCCCCUUAGUAGCGGCCUACGCACUCAUCGGCAGCCUCGAAUAGUAGUGAUCGGCGCUGGCUUGGCCGGCCUCGCUGCGACUAGGGUUCUACUGGAAGACGGCUUCACGGAUGUAACGGUCCUAGAGGCGCUAGACCACAUCGGCGGACGAGUUCACAGCGUUCGACACGGACAAACUACUUUGGAGCUUGGAGCCACCUGGAUCCAUGGUGCCAAUGGGAACCCAGUGUAUCACAUGGCAGAGGACAAUGGGCUGCUGGAGCACACCACCGACGGGGAGAGGAGCGUGGGCCGCAUCAGCCUGUACACCAAGAAUGGGGUGGCCCACUACCAGACCAACGUCGGCAAGAGGAUCCCCAAGGACCUGGUGGAGGAGUUCAGCGACCUGUACAACGAGGUGUAUGAGCUGACUCAGGAAUUCUUCCAGAAUGGCAAGCCAGUUUGUGCCGAGAGCCAGAACAGCGUCGGCAUCUUCACACGGGACGUGCUGCGCAAGAAGAUCACGACGGAUCCCGAUGACUCCGAGGGCACCAAGAGGCUCAAACUGUCCAUGCUUCAGCAGUACCUCAAGGUGGAGAGCUGUGAAAGCAGCUCUCCCAGUAUGGAUGAGGUGUCUCUGAGUGAGUUUGGAGAGUGGACAGAGAUCCCUGGCGCGCACUACGUCAUUCCCGAAGGUUUCAUGAAGAUCGUGGAGCUCCUGGCCCAGGACAUCCCUUCCAGAACCAUCUGCCUUAGCAAAGCGGUCCGCUGCAUCCACUGGAACUACUCGGCCGAGCAUCAGGAGGCGACCGCCAAGAGCGGCGACGUCCACCAGGACAACAACCACAACGAGAAGCGCUGCCACACCCAGCAGGACCCCCUGAUCCUUGGCCACCCCAUUUACGUGGAGUGCGAGGACGAGGAGUGGAUCCCUGCCGACCACGUGAUCGUCACCUCCUCCCUGGGCGUCCUGAAGCAAAACCACGAGGCCAUGUUCUCGCCCUCCCUGCCCGAGGACAAGGUGCUCGCCAUCGAGAAGCUGGGCAUCAGCACCACCAACAAGAUAUUCCUGGAGUUUGAAGAGCCCUUCUGGAGCCCCGAGUGCAACAGCAUCCAGUUUGUGUGGGAGGACGAGGCCCAGCUGGAGCAGCCGGUCUACCCCGAGGAGCUGUGGUACAAGAAGAUCUGCAGCUUCGACGUCCUCUACCCGCCCGAGCGCUACGGCCACAUGCUGAGCGGCUGGAUCUGCGGGCAGGAAGCGCUGUACAUGGAGCGCUGCGACGACGAGACGGUGGCCGAGACCUGCACUGAGCUGCUGAGGCGCUUUACAGGGAACCCUGACAUUCCAAAGCCCCGGCGCAUCCUGCGCUCCUCGUGGGGCAGCAACCCGUACAUCCGAGGCUCCUACUCCUUCACCAGGGUGGGCUCCAGCGGCGGGGACUGCGAGAGGCUGGCCAUGCCGCUGCCUUACGCCAAUAGCACCAAGACUCUGCCCCUGCAGGUCCUGUUUGCCGGAGAGGCCACCCACAGAAAAUACUAUUCCACUACCCAUGGUGCUUUGCUGUCAGGACAGAGGGAAGCCACUCGCUUGACAGAGAUGUACCAGGACUUGCACAGAGCUCAAACCACAAAGCCUAACAAGUAAAAUAAAGCAAACCUCUGACUAGUGAAAGGAUAAAUCUAAACUGUUGACUUUGUAACGUUUAUCUCGAUGAUUAACUUAAAGCAUAGCUUGGGCAUUAUUACAUUGAUAACACAUGAGUAUUGUUUCAAUUGUACUGUAGAUUCAAAUCAUGCUACGUUUCAUUUGAGAUGUACAGUUCAAGAGUUGCCAAUGGUGCUGUCAUUUCUUGUCUUUAUCAUUCUGUUGUUUUUCAAUCAGUAAUUUAAUGUUUGUUAUAACAGCAUCUGUGAUAUUACUUGUUUUUGUAAGUGCCUUCUGUACGUAUCUGUGUUAUUUCAGAAAUAAUGAAAAUACUGCAUAAUAAAAUAACCUUCUAACAGAAUAAAGGUUAUCACCAUCUAACAGGA
Messenger RNA from Betta splendens (Siamese fighting fish), 2231 nucleotides. It is a transcript of the gene smox, whose product is annotated as spermine oxidase. The coding region runs from base 184 to 1845 and encodes 553 amino acids. The record is from RefSeq and is a predicted model, not a curated record. The transcript is spliced from 7 exons. Gene Ontology annotation, molecular function: polyamine oxidase activity. NCBI's taxonomy places the organism in Eukaryota, Metazoa, Chordata, Actinopteri, Anabantiformes, Osphronemidae.